Messenger RNA from Drosophila hydei, 2142 nucleotides. Its product is annotated as protein tramtrack, beta isoform. Gene Ontology annotation, cellular component: nucleus. Gene Ontology annotation, biological process: regulation of transcription by RNA polymerase II. NCBI's taxonomy places the organism in Eukaryota, Metazoa, Arthropoda, Insecta, Diptera, Drosophilidae. Bases 494 to 2092 code for a protein of 532 amino acids. The transcript is spliced from 2 exons. The record is from RefSeq and is a predicted model, not a curated record. Gene Ontology annotation, molecular function: protein binding; DNA binding.
AAUUCACUGGCUCCACAAAGCAUAAAAAUUAACAUGAACCCCAUUGCAUAUUACUUUUAAUACAAUUGACUAUCAAUAGUACUGAUUAUUUAAAUUCUGUACAGAAUUCAUCAGCAGAAUGGAAUAAGCCAAACAAUAACAAAUGAUCGUCUUCCGUUAAGAGCUGAACUUAAUUUCAUGAACCACCAAGCGCAAAUUUAACAAGCUCAGUGUUGCCAACAAGUUAAAAUAUUUUGUCUUAAAUAAAAUAAUUAUUAUUCAAUUGACGCUAUAAAUUGACUUUUCUUGUAAAUAAACCACUACAGAAAUUUUGCGUUCAUUUUAUUAUAUUUUUUUACCGCAAGUCGCAAGUUAAAAUAUUUGAAUUUGUAGUGGCAUCCCGUUUCUUAUCACAUUUGGCAACCCUAUUGCUCUCCAUUUUCGUCGCGUUUCGCCUGCAGUUCUGGAAUAGAAUAGAAUCCGAUUUUUGGAAAAUAAAACACAACAAACGAAAAUGAAUCACCUAAAAUGGAUGGGCCACUCGUCCACAAUAAUGGAUAUACAGCGCGUUCUGCUACAUCAACAAAGCAACAAUCAGCAAUGCGAAGUAUUGCUUGUGGCCAAAGAUGGCAUCAGUGUACGCGCCCACCUCUUCGUUCUAAGCACUUGCAGCGACUUAAUGCGCAAUCUGCUUGUCGAUUUACCCGCCGGUCAGGAGGCGACUGUCAUUUUACCAGACAUCCGUGGUGAGCUGCUCGAGAAUGUGUUAUCGUUUAUUUACAUGGGGGAAACUAGUUUAACCUCUGCCAUGCUGCCCGAGUUUCUCGGGGCCAUUAAUUUACUGGGCAUCAAGUCUGCCAUAAGCUUUGAUACCAAUCCGACAUCCAUGACGAGCACAAAUGUUAUAAGUGGCGCUAUGGCUGUCGAGGAAGCCAAAUCAAUUAGCGGUUUGCACAUAGCGAAUACAGCUCUUAUGGAGGAGGAGGAAGAGGAAGAUGCAGGAGCAGUAGUUGGCAAAUUGGAAGUGGAUAAUACCGUACUCACUAAUCCUCAACACCAGCACGAGCAGGAAGGCCGAACGCUGGAAUUCCUGGAUGUGUACGGUGAACAGCCCAAGAUAACAUAUUCAAUCGAACACAUGGGCGGCACAACCAGCGGAAAUCAGUAUAUAUAUACAGAGAAUACGGGAACGUUUACCAUAACACAAUCAUCUGUGUCCAAGUUAGGAGUGCAAGGCAGCUCAGCUGUGGUUGAUACUGUGGAGACAGCUGAGCUAGGCGACGAGGAUGUAGAGGCAGACGUUACAGACGAGCACGAAGAAUCGGAGUCACAAUUAAUCGAGGAGGAAUAUGUUGGUUCGGCUGAUCCUUUAAUAGAGAUGAGCACAGAGGCGGAUGUUGAUAUGCACGAGGAUGCAAUGCACGAUGGAGACGAGGAGGAAGAUGAUGAGCUGUUGGAUGUGAAACCUCGCAAAUCUCAACUCGAUAUGAAAAUGUUAAAACCCAAGUCACGCCAGCGUCCAGCAUCAUCAAAGGCAACGAAGAAAGCAAUGACCAAACAGCAUCAACAACACGCAGCACUUAAAAAAGAAUGCAAAGAUGAUCUCAAUGAAGCCCUCGACCUCGCAGCGGCUGCCGUGCUACACGAAGGCCUCAGCUUGCAAAAAGCUGCUGAUCGCUACGAUAUAUCAAAAACCGUGCUUUGGCGACGUGUGCGAUCGAAUCCAGCCUAUAUGCGGAUAAAACGGGAAAAACCUUCGCUUUCGGAAGCUUAUGAACGCCUGAAGAAUGGCGAUUCGCUGAAAAGCAUAAGCCAGGAUCUCCAUAUACCCAUGUCGACGCUGCACCGCCACAAAGUGCGUCUUGCGGCACAGGGUCGCCUGCCCGACUUCGUUGCUUGCCGGCGGCGUGACAGCACCCCGAAGGAUGAGCUGCGUGAAAAGCUAGCUAAGGCAGUGCAUGCGUGCCUCAAUGAUGGAAUGACCCAAAAUCAUGCAGCCAAUCUCUUUGAAAUACCUAAGAGCACGCUAUGGCGGCACUUGCAACGGCGUGGGACCGAGGCGGAGCGUAAAGUCAAGGAGGAACAUGAAGAAGAGGAUGAUGAUAUGAAUUAAAAUUCAUAUGCCUACAUAUAUAUAUAUAUAUACAUACAUCCAUAAACAUA